Penicillium bovifimosum is the source of this 894-nucleotide messenger RNA. RefSeq lists its product as uncharacterized. Bases 1 to 894 code for a protein of 297 amino acids. Lineage: Eukaryota; Fungi; Ascomycota; Eurotiomycetes; Eurotiales; Aspergillaceae. The record is from RefSeq and is a predicted model, not a curated record. The transcript has 2 exons.
AUGCAUACUAUCCGCCCUCCACUCUUCGUACUUGCAUUUGUCUUGGCUGUCACCCAAUUGGCAACAUCCCAGCCAAUCCGGACCAGCAGAUGGGUUAAGAUAGCCCAAUUCCCAGACCCCAAUGCGAGCGGGACUUGGAAGGUCUUCGAGAAAGAGGGAUUCGACCUAUUGCCCGACCCACCACACGUCAGAUACUACCAGAACCCAAUAUGGCAAAAAAGCCAGAGCAACGAACCCACAGAGCAAGAACCACCAAGUAACCGCUAUGUGAAGGGAGUAUCCGAAUCGGGCAAACCAACCGUUUCAAUCCUGGUCCCAGAACGAACCACCGGGCAAAUGCACCAAUCCCUCCAGCAUACGGAAGAGCAUGGACAUUCCACUUCCGAGGACAAGGAGAAAUCUAUCAAUGCGAUCCACGCACUCGAUAUCCAGAGACAGAAGCAUUAUAGUGAAGUCUUGCAAUAUCUUCACAUGAAACAUGACUUGAAUACCAAGUACAAAGACCUGGUGUCCGCUUCUUCUUUGUCCUCUUCAUCAUCGGGCCAGUCGAGCUCUUCCUCUGCAUUCGGCUUCUCUUUGCCGAGUAUGAGAUCAAAAAACGUGGUAUCUCCGAUGGUUAUGAUCCUUUUAGUGGUGGUUUGGAUUGCCAUUUUCACCGUCGGGAUCCUGGAAUUGGGGAGCUAUCUCUGGAGACGGAGGAUGCAGACUUCCAACAGGCAUAGCGAGGAGCGGAAUGUGGGUGAUGAGAAAAUGAGAAUACCGCUGAAAGUUAUUACUGAGUGCAGUCGGCCGGCUGUGACUGGGUAUGGGUAUGAGGUUUUGAAUGCCUCGCCCAGGAAUUCUGAGUCGGACUCGGCGUUGGAGUCUGAUGAGGAUGAUUAUCGUAUUAUUUGA